AUGACCUCUAUAAACCACAAUAAUAACUUGUGCCUUGUCACCCUUCACUUCCCCUCUUCCACCGCUUGCCACUGCCCUGACCAUGUGCCGCCUAGGGAGCUUUACAAGAAAUUUGGUAAAAUUUUGAACCCUAAAAAUACCUCAAAUAACAACCCUACUAACAUCCUUAAUAACCUCUGCUCUGGCCUCGAAACUUUCCUCGGCUUCAACUCUGAGUCCAAAGGCUACGACGGCUCUGGGAUUGUGUACUCCGACCUGGACAGGCUGUGUGACGGGGUGAUGGGAUUUUUGUUUAGUAUAAUCACUGACGUAAAUAAGAACGAAAACCUCGAAAAAUACAAUAAUAAUCUGCCUGGCAUACUUAAAAAAAUUAAACUCGCUCAAUAUAAUAGAAAAGAGCAUUUUGAUAGUAGUAUUGUCGCGGUCAGUCGGGGGAUUAGGGAAUGGGUGAGCGGGGUGGAGGAUAGGCAUAGAAAGGUGGUGGAGCCGUUGAAUGAGUUACAAGAAUUACUCAGUAAGCACGUGUCGCUUAAAAUGGAAUACAAACCAAUAAAGGAGCAAUUGCAAAACUGGCAGACCUUUGCGGGGGACUACCUGGAUAAGGCCUUGAUGUCAGUUGAACUUCUAGAUGGCGUAGAUACUAAGCUACGUAAUACAAUAUCGUCUAAGAUCGACUUUGUUAAGCAGCUUGUUGACAACUUCUGGAAUUCAGUGAAUGAUGCGCGCUUGUGGAACUCCGUGGAAAAUUUAGGUAGUGAGUUUGAUAAAAAGCACGCCGAAGUGAAGACAUACAUUCAGACACAGAUACAGCGAGUGCAGAGCGCUUUGAAUCAGAAAUUUGAAUUGAUUCGCUUGAAGCUUGGCAGCCUAACACACCAAAGAACAAUGUAUUUGAAGAAGAUUGAAGAGGCGGUACAAAAUGCUCAGAAGUUGGCGGAUGAUCUGCUCAGUUCUGAAAUUAAUGGUUACGAUAGAGGCUGCAAAGAAAAGCUUUUGCUGCUGUUUAUUCAGAUUAGUGACUGUAUUAAUAGGUUUGUCGACAUCACCGAUAGCACUCCUCUGAUCAAGCAAUUUAGCGUUGUUCGCGAUAAGGUCAGCGGUAUUAAUGCCGCUGUGCAGGGGGAUUUGCAGCAGUUGAAGAAAGAGGUUAAUGAACUUGCCGCAGAUGUACAAGGAAACAAAGAUAGCGCUCUUGUUAAAGAUGCGUUGAAGGAUCUUGAAGAUGCCAGAAAAACGCUUGAUCUUACCACUGCGGAAAUUACUUCAGAGUCUAAGGCUCUGAAAAAGCAGUAUGAAGUAGGUGUAAAAAAUAUUUUUGAUAAACUUCCUAUCUCUUUCGCAGGCUUGAAAAAUGCCAUAUACGGUGAGGGAGGGUCAUCCAGCGAUCCUGCAGAAAGCUCUCUGGCCAAGUUUAUCACCGACUUAAUUGCAGCCAUAGGCGACGAAGAUAACGGAAAUCUAGUAAGAGCGGUCAAUACAUUUCACAACGAUGCGACACAACGGAUUAAGGAUGCAGCCAAUACAGCCAUCGAGGAAGCCGUAAAAAAAUUUAAGAUGAGUAGUAAUCGCAUUAAUGAGAUUGACGUGGCACAAGUGAUGACAAUGUAUAAUACAGCGGCAGAAACGCUAGAGGAGGCGGUGAAUCUAAUUAGCGGUGAGCUAAGUGCUCUAAAAGGAAUACCUACCGUUAUAGAACAAAACCGUGAAGCUGCUGAUGCGUAUAUGACUCAAUUGAAAACUAAGAUAGAAGGCAUUCAGGCAGCAGUAAAAGCCAUUUUACCGAAAGUCACCACUGCCAACGAGGCAUUGCAAUCCUCCAUAGAUGCCGCUGUACAAUUCCACCAAGACGCUCAAGACACUGCAAAUGGUGCUCUUGCGGUGCUGCACACAAAUUUACAGAAGUACGUUCAAAACGCUCUUAACGACCUAGAAGAGCAAACGCAGACGCUUUACUCGGAGCAGAAAAGAGUUGAUUUGACAUCUCUUAAUAAGUCUGUUACUGCACAAAUUUUGGAAAUUAUUGGUUUAAUUGACUCCGACUUCCACACCGGCCUCAAAGGUCUCAUGAACAAGCUGCACGGUACCUUCACUAUACAUAACCUCCAAAAAGUAUCCGAUUCAUCACUCGAAAUAUUCUCGAACAAAGCCAAAGAAUUCGUAACUAAAUUCUUCACCUCCCUCCAAUCCCAGUCCGACCUCUCCCCUGACCGUCUCACCCCCCUCACCCAGGCCCUCUCCUCCCUCCUGUCCACAAUGCACUCCCAACGCCACUUCGACGCCGCCGUCUCCCGCAAGCUCGCCGACCUCCAAGCGCAGCUCACCACCCUCGCCCCCUCCUCAUUCGCCGAGGCCUCCCCGCUGCUCAACGUCCUCAAGGCCGGCGUCCAGGCGUUCCACGGGGAGCUCGCGAAGCAGUACGUGAGCAGGUACUCGGGGCAAAUUUAUGCUGAUCAGUUGGUGAAACCAAAAACGUCAUCUGAAGCGAAAACAGUUAAAACCAUGCCAAAUCCUGCUGACAACACCGAAAUAACCGAGUACGGGAGGAAGUGCGCGAAGGUGUUCCUGACGGCACUCAGCAUUACUCACAACGCUUUGAAAGCUUUGAAGAAAUAUGGCAGCGUUAGAUGGAGAUCUCAACAGGUAAAUGACACAACCGAAUUUGGGAAAUUCUUCAUCAACCAUGGAUACCAUGUCGCUACAGGUGACAAACAACAAUGGGAGCUUCAGGAUAAGGUAACGAAGACAGGUUUCCAUAUCUACAAACUAGUGGUAAAGGACGACGAUGAACACGUAUACACGAAACAUGAUCAUGAUCAAGAUAAUGGCCCCCUGAAGCGGCUUCACGGCUGUCUCCAAACAUAUUACAGAGUCGGCCACGUAACUAGUGCAUCCGCCAAGAAGCGUCCAUCUAAUAUAUUCGAGAUACUGUGCUGGAUAUCUGGUCUGCCUUCAAAUAACGUGUAUGACGAUCUGCUACAUGACGCCGUUAGUGACUUAUUUGUGGAUCCUGCUAAGCAGGUCACAGUUGGUGACCUAGCCGCUGCAGUUGUCGGCGAUGAACCCGUACCGGCAUAUCCGCACUCAAUCGAAUUGGAACGCACUCAAGCAGCAGUGACGCGCUUAUGUUCGAAAUCCUACGACGUAUUAGCGACAAUACUCGGCUACGGAGACGCGUACACUAUGUACGCAGUCGACUUCGGCAAUAACGCACUUAAUUUCCACUAUCCCCCCAAAGCAGGAGAUUGUUUGCAAAUGCUGAUCGAUAUGCUGCGUAGAUUACUACCUCCACUGCGCUUCUUACAUAGCCAGUGUAAACUCGGUGCUGAAUUCCACGGCUGGUCAGAAUGCUUCUACGGAAAGGAUGUCAGAACAACCAAGUGGACAUGUACCGACCACUCGAGCGACGAAGUAACGUGCCAACCAAACUGCCAACCAAAAGGCAAAGCAAAUUGCCAACCAACUUCCCCCCUUCAGUCGUAUUUAUCCGAUUGUCUAGUCGGUCGUUUACCGCAUGAACUUAGCAGUAUUGGAUGUAAGUAUGACUGUCGCACGUGCUCUAAAUCUCAGCCUGGACAGCCGUGUCUGACGCCACUUGGCUUCAGAGCUUUCUCGGGAUCCGCAAAAACUGGUAAACACAUAUGCGAUGUGCUCGAUGAAUUUUUCAAUAACGAGAAACUGUUAGCGCUAUUCACCUUUUCUCCUCAACCGCCAGCCAGUCUGCCAGAACACUUCGGAUUUGCAUUGUCGCUUGCGGCAGGACUUAAUGCUUCUAAUGCGAACAAACACGAUGGAGUUAUUACAUUACAAGAUGCACUGGAAACAUCCGUUAAGGAAACAUCGAUGGACCUUUACAACGAAGCAUCAGCUUUUAUCACUGCUUUUCGUAAUGCAUAUCAUAGUACGCAUGGCGGUAAAGCUAUGAUGCAUCCAACAGCUACAAAUGCUGACUUGAAGAGUCUAUCAAUGCGCGACUCAUGUAUGGUUGCUGCGAAGGACAACGUCCACUGCGGCCCCUACCUAUCAUCUCUCUACUCUGAUGCAUACUAUUACCUCGCCCCAAAACAUUGCAACCUAUAUCUAUCAUGGGCUGUCUACUUACCUUGGACGCUAUAUCGAUAUCUUCAAGGCCUAUUUGAUUCUUUCUGCAAUAUAUCCUGCCAGGAUUGGGGGUGCCGUGGCUGUCUGCAAAACGAGAAAUGUAAGAAGGGUAAACACGGUGAAGACUACAAUUGUAAGUGCCGUGGAAUCGUCGAAUGUCGCGGUGUAAUGAGCGUAUUCCAUACUUACGGAUUUUCAUUUGGGGACGCAUCGAAACUAAUGUCCACGGAUGAGUGGAGAUAUUGCCGCAAUUUCCACGCUCAAUUCAAAAAUGUGCUAAAAUCUAAAUAUUUCCAAACACUCUUCGACAAAUGCGACGAAUUCAUCUUCAAGAUCCGCUCACCCUUCAUCUGGCUCAACGUCGCCCUUUGGUCGCUUUCCCUCCUCUACCUCCUCCACAUCAUGGUCAUCCGCCUCGACCUGCUCCACAUCAAAUCUCACUUGCACUCACCAUCAUCGCAUCGUAUCGCCGCGCAAUCACUACUUGCCGCCGCACGCGUUAACAAGUUUAACAGGGUGUUUUAUCUGCAACCAUAA
Babesia bigemina is the source of this 4635-nucleotide messenger RNA. RefSeq lists its product as hypothetical. Bases 1 to 4635 code for a protein of 1544 amino acids. The transcript has a single exon. The record is from RefSeq and is a predicted model, not a curated record. NCBI's taxonomy places the organism in Eukaryota, Apicomplexa, Aconoidasida, Piroplasmida, Babesiidae.